UACUACAACCGGACGGAUAUUUUUAUUUUUUUGUCAAAACAUUUUUACUUUUUACCCGAGAACAGUGAUUCUCUGCAGAUUGACCGUGAAUACCGGCAAAGUUAAAAGCUCUGGUGUGCCUAGGCAACCCUGUUCUUUACAUAACAAGAAGAAGAAGACGACUCAUCGACCCCACCAAACCGGGAUCUUAAGAUUUAAUUGCAUUUUCAGCGAAAAUAAUGGCCAGCACACAGUCAAACGACGCCUGCAGCAUAUGUGACAAAGUGGGCCUUAAGCCUUUCACCAAGGAAAAUGUUUUCAACUACUACGUUCCGCUCCACGGGUUGGUGAGCUACGGAGCCCUUGCGGUGAAUGUCAUGAACCCCCAGAUAGUGCCCAAGAUCCUGCCGAAGAAAGACCUCACGAACGUGUUUCUCAUCUCAGCGGUGGUGGGCAGUGCCUUCUACAUCUAUGGAAGACCACACCUAAAGAACGUGAAGAACAACAAGCGGGGAGCGUACGCCCUGCUGGGAGCCACCCUUUUCUCCAUGGGAUCUGUGCUCGCCUGGGCACUUAUCAAGUCUGCCUUGCCACAGGAUAACGCCCUUUUGGCUACUUUAGCAGGAUUAGGAACAGGAGCUGCCAUCGUCAAGGUCGGCACCGAUUACAUUCAGGACGUAGACAAGCUGCAGAAGAACUAAAUCGAGUAGGAGAUCAAUAGAACUGAUGUAUCUAACCUAAACUGGGUUCGUACUGUAAUUGCUGUCUUGGCCGUAAAUAGCUCGUAAUGCAAUAUUAUCUCCCACAUAUUUGAAUAAACUUAUACAAUAAACCCAA
This is a messenger RNA of Drosophila ficusphila, 816 nucleotides long. RefSeq lists its product as uncharacterized. Bases 219 to 680 code for a protein of 153 amino acids. The transcript has a single exon. The record is from RefSeq and is a predicted model, not a curated record. Lineage: Eukaryota; Metazoa; Arthropoda; Insecta; Diptera; Drosophilidae.